GCAAUCUCAACACGUACUAGUCUCUAAUUUGUUUACCAAACAGAUAGAUAUAUAGAAAGAGAGAGAGAGAGAGAGAGACAUGAAGAGCACUCUCAAGAGAGAAUAUAAGGAAUCAUGCAGUUACAGUUGUAGGUGAGAGGUUACACAGCUUCAAGGUCUAAUCAAUGGAGAAUUCUAACUCAUAUUCUCCUUAUUCCUCAUCCUCCGUAGACAGUACUAAGCCUUCACCUUCUGAAUCUUCUGUUAAUCUCUCCCUCAGCCUCACCUUUCCUUCUACUUCUUCACAAAGAGAGACAAGCCAAGAUUGGCCCCCUAUAAAACCUCGUUUAAGAGACACACUAAAGAGUCUUCGUCUUCGUCUUCGUCAACGCGGCUACAACACAGCUCUCUUUGUUAAGGUUUAUAUGGAAGGUGUCCCCAUUGGGAGAAAGCUUGAUCUUUCCACAUUCUCAGGUUACAAGAGUCUAUUAGAAAAUCUGUCUCACAUGUUCGAUACAUCAGUUAUCUGUGGUACUCGAGAUAGAAAACACCAUGUUUUGACAUAUCAAGACAAAGAUGGAGACUGGAUGAUGGUCGGUGAUAUUCCAUGGGAUAUGUUUCUUGAAACCGUGAGAAGACUGAAGAUCACAAGACCGGAGAGGUGUUAAAACUCUGUUUCCACAGUUUUGAGAGAUUUAGGCAUUGAGGAAGAGUCUUUACAUGUGGGACAGAGCUAGCUCUUGAUGCAUAUCAGCAACGGCGACCUUAAAGAACUAGGAGGAUUGAUGCAUAUAUAUUUAUUUAACACCUAUGAUGCGUGUGUGUGUUUUUCUAUAAAUAUAAAAAAAUAAAACACAAUAUCCAAGAGUUUUUUUUACAUGUUUGCAAUAGUGUUCCUCCGGA
This is a messenger RNA of Brassica napus (rape), 882 nucleotides long. RefSeq names its product auxin-responsive protein IAA31-like. The record is from RefSeq and is a predicted model, not a curated record. Gene Ontology annotation, cellular component: nucleus. The coding region runs from base 165 to 647 and encodes 160 amino acids. The transcript is spliced from 4 exons. Gene Ontology annotation, biological process: regulation of DNA-templated transcription. Gene Ontology annotation, molecular function: protein binding. Lineage: Eukaryota; Viridiplantae; Streptophyta; Magnoliopsida; Brassicales; Brassicaceae.